GCGCAGUCGGCGGCGGCCAUGGCUCCGAGCGCGCAGGCGGGGGGCGGCGGCGGCGGGCAGGCCCCGGGCCCGGGGCUCCGGCAGGGCAUCCGCGCCGUCCUGCUGGGACCGCCCGGUGCCGGCAAGGGCACGCAGGCUCCGAAGUUGGCCGAGACCUACUGCGUCUGCCACCUGGCAACCGGGGACAUGCUGCGGGCCAUGGUGGCCUCGGGGUCCGAGCUGGGCAAGCGGCUCAAAGAGACGAUGGAUUCGGGGAAACUGGUGAGUGAUGAGAUGGUGGUGGAGCUGAUUGAGAACAACCUUGACUCCCCUCCCUGCAAGAAUGGCUUCCUCCUGGACGGCUUCCCACGCACGGUGAAGCAGGCCGAAAUGCUGGAUGAGCUGCUAGAGAAGAGGAGAGAGAAGCUGGACUCCGUCAUUGAGUUCAGCAUCCCCGACUCCUUGCUCAUCCGGAGAAUCACUGGACGGCUGAUUCACCCAGCGAGCGGCCGCUCUUAUCACGAGGAGUUCAGACCCCCAAAAGAGCACAUGAAGGAUGAUGUCACUGGAGAGCCCCUGAUCCGCCGUUCGGAUGAUAACGAAACAGCCUUGAAAACCCGCCUGAAGGCCUAUCACACACAGACCUCUCCCCUGGUCUCCUACUACAGCAAGCGAGGGAUCCAUACGGCGGUGGAUGCCUCCCAGUCUCCCGACGUGGUGUUUGCUAGCAUCCUGGCAGCCUUCUCGAGAGCAACAUACAGCGUGGAAGAUGAGGAGGCAGAUGACAGCAUAGCCGACUAACAAUUGAGCUGGGUGGAUCCUCGGGCCUGAUCCUAUCUCAAGGAUGAUGUUCUGUGCAGUUGAAAAUGUGGCUUGUAAUUCUUUUUAUCUCUCUUCCUUACUGAGUGUGUUCCAAUGCUUUAUAUCACCAUAGCAAUGGUGUCUUUUGCUGGUUUUCUCCUGUUUCUUCAUGCGUGACGCUGAAAGCACUGAGCCCUUGCGUAUCCUGACCCUUUCUGGCCAGAGUUCCUUUCAGGUAUUUUUAACUGAUGUAAUUCUUAGCCUUUUUCCUCCCUUUGCAUCACCAGUAUGUGGAGGAGAUGAUGUUAUUUCCUUUUCUCCUCCUGCAGCAACUGGAAGCCACAUACUGUGUCUUCUGUUUCUGCUCAUUUGCUUUUUGCCUUUCAUACCUUGUUGCAUCCCUCCCUCCCCCUCUGCCAGUGCCUCUCCCUAAAUACAGAGGGCAAAAUCUGCUCUAACACAGGGAAUGAGAGCGUUUCCUGGCCUCCCUUUAUCCUGCCUCCACAGGGACCCUGACCCUGGUGCUCUGAGGUGCCUCAGAGGAAGGCUGUUCUAGAUGUACUGAUGGAGGGUCAUUGUUUUUCCGCAAUGCCUUUGGUACCACCCUUGCAGCCCUGCUUGUGGUCAGGGCUUUGGUUUAGGCACUUUGGACCAGCAUCAGAAAGGGUCAGGCUGCAUACGCCCAUUUCCUCCAGAAAUUAUUGGUUUCUUCAGCAUAAUUGGGCUUUCUUGCUCCUCUGCCAUUCAGUCUCUCUGUGCUCUGGUGUUUUUAUUACCUCUCUGUACCUCCGAUGAGCAUUCUCGUUCUUUUGAAGGCAAGCUUGUGCCGCUCUGGCAUUUGCGGUGUUCUUCCCUUCUUUCUUUUGAUGAUGGAUGUUAAACUAUGCUCUUCCUCGUUGUUUAGGAUUGUGUCCUGUACUACUUGCCUGCUGUUGUUUUAAAAACUUGUUCUGCUUGCUCCUCCUGGCUUUCUAGUACGUGGGAUGGAGAAGCCUUGGCUCCUCUGAGCUGGGCUUCUUCCGUUUGAUCCUUACUUAAGUGUGGAGCGUGAAAUGAAUUGUUGGGGUGCUGUGGGAAAGGCUGCUGUGGGGAGGCUGUUUAGCUCAAGCCUGUAUCCUCAGUAGUUGGAUCUGUUCUGUGACCUGUCUCUGUCAUAUUGACCUUGAAUGUUUUCCACAGCAUGCGAUGCUCUGCAGGUGCUGUAAAUUCCUUCUGUUCAACGAUUUCACUCCAGCAAGCUGCUUAUCAGGCACUCUUCUGAAAACUGUGUUCAUAUUUCAUACACACAAUUAUUCAGCAACUAUAAAAGGGGAAAAUUCCUAUUUAUAGCACAAG
Aquila chrysaetos chrysaetos is the source of this 2115-nucleotide messenger RNA. It is a transcript of the gene AK2, whose product is annotated as adenylate kinase 2. Gene Ontology annotation, cellular component: cytoplasm; mitochondrion. Gene Ontology annotation, molecular function: ATP binding; AMP kinase activity. Lineage: Eukaryota; Metazoa; Chordata; Aves; Accipitriformes; Accipitridae. The record is from RefSeq and is a predicted model, not a curated record. Gene Ontology annotation, biological process: ADP biosynthetic process. Bases 19 to 780 code for a protein of 253 amino acids. The transcript is spliced from 7 exons.